CUGAAAGACCCAUCGGUUCCUCUCUUCCUGCAGCAAGAACCCCCUGGGGUUUUGCAGGCACGAGGAGGUGGCAGCUGCAGCUGGGCUCCUGGGUAGCAGUGACUUCUCUGGUCUCUGUGUGCUGUGUAUUUCCUCCCUGCAGAGCUCACAUAUAUAUGGGCUUCAAAUUCCAACGGCAUCCCUGUACUUAACCUGUACUUAACCUGCUGGGCUCCAAGUAGAGCUGCUUCACCAAGCCUAAAUACAGGGAAAGGUUUCCAAGGUAUUGAUUUUGGCUCUGCUUGAGGCAACUGGCUCUCUUGUUCUUCACCGCCGGCAAAUAUUUGUCAUUUUCAGCUCCACAGCUGGUCAAGAGCAAACGAAACCUGUUUGGGAAGCUGUAGUGCUUUGCAUGUGUGAUGUUCAGGGCACCAAACAAGUCCUUGGUGCUGUGCCAGGGCCCAGCCUGCGUUUGUGGGCAGACUGAGUGGCUGCGAUACCAAGGAAAGCCUACCUGUCGGAGCAGCUCCUUGUGGAAUCUGCUCACCCAGUGCUUGACAAAAAAGAACCAGAGCCCCAGCUGCUGCUCCUGCUUGGUGUUCUCUGUGCAGACUCUGAACCGUGCAGGGUUUCUCUCUCCAUGAGCUCAAGGGAUGUUUUCUGCCCCACUUCUUUCCCCUUCCUGCCGCACGCUUCGCAGCCCACCGUGUCGGCAGCUGCUUUGUGCUGGUUGUGUCAGCUCUGUGCUCUUUGAUGUUCCUCUCUUCUGGGUUUUCCCCACUGUCCAGCUUCUCUAGAAGCUCUGAGCAGUAGAUACGUGGCCAGACAGGUCCAAGCCCAGAUUAGGAGCCUGUGAGCAAGAGGUAAGGAAGCCAAAUGGGCAGGUUGCAAAAGAGGAACUGUAGCGCGUGUGAAGCGAUUGAAUUGCCUCUGGCCUGGUGUAGAUGAGAGCGGCACUGGUUCUCCUGGCCAGUGACUCACAGCAACAACCUUGCAGGAGCUGCAGCCUUUGGCUCCGAGACGCAGAGGGCUGGGGGUGCGCGUCCCCACUUCCCUUCUGUGCAGCUUGUUGAGCAAGCGCAGCAGCCCUUGAGUCUGGCGGCUGGGAGGAUGUGCUGCCCUGCAUCCCAGGCACGCCAAACGCAGGGGUCAGGGAGAGGCUUUGCCCGCACAGCGAGCAGGGCCUCCCCAUUGCGCUCUGGACUGGUCAGUGCUGUUGGCCUCGGGCUUCUUUGGAGAGGAGAUACCUAUGGGCACAGGCAGGCUCCAUCUGGCUGUCCUCCCCGGACUCAUCCUGCUGUCCUUGUCCCCGGCAGAGCGAUGCAGCAGGGUGGCUGGCUGGGUCUUCACGGAGCCUCAGCUACGAGCCAGCGCUGGGGACUCUGUCCUGCUGCAGUGCCUCUUCCUAGACCCGGUGGCCAAAGGAUGGACGAUGACCAAAGUGGACUGGCUACGCAUGGCAGGAGCCGGCACGCAGAAGGAGGAGAUGGUGUUUUAUUACUACAGCAACCAUAGCAUCCCUGUGGGUCGUUUCCGGCACCGGGUGCAGUGGCAAGGGGACGUCACCCGCUGGGACGGCUCUAUCCAGCUGCGGGACAUACAGGUGAACGACAGCGGCACGUAUGUGUGUGAGAUCCGGCUGCUCCAGUGCAGCAGCAUCUUCAAGAACCGCACGGUGCUGCAUGUCAGCCCCACGGAACAGAGAGCAGGACGAGGAGCAGCAGAUGCCCGGAACGCUGCAGCCCUGGGAUCCACUGGGUUUUGGCCUCUGGCUGCGGGCUGUGGCUGUGUGGCUGUUGUGCUGGCUUUCCUGGCAGGACUCAGCCUGAGAAAGAGGUCUGCAGCCAACACGGCCCUGGAGAAGACUGGAAGUGGUGGCAACAAGAACAGAGCAGAGGAAGCAUUUUACUCCUCAAUCCCUGGACCUGAGGUACCCAAGGCUGAACAAGAUGCGGGGAAGAAGAGGAGAGCCGAGGAGACCUACAUAACCAUGCACCCCUCUCCCUUCCGGGAGAACGGCAUCUACGUGGAGCUUUCCAAGAGGGGGAUCCCAGCAGAAUGGAUGGGCGAGGAGAGACGGGGCAAUGGACAAAGCGAGGAAAGCCUGCAGUAGACCAGACGCAGCACUUCCCUGGGCUCCAGAGCAGCAGAAAUAGCUGUGCUGAGGGGAUGUAAGCCCCUUAGGCACCUGCUGUGUGCAAGAUACCC
Molecule: messenger RNA, 2187 nt
Organism: Cuculus canorus (common cuckoo)
Lineage: Eukaryota; Metazoa; Chordata; Aves; Cuculiformes; Cuculidae
Product: junctional adhesion molecule-like
Exons: 6
Coding region: 1229-2092 (287 amino acids)
Cellular component (GO): membrane
Source: RefSeq, a predicted model, not a curated record